GGGCUGCCGAACUGCAGGACUCUCGUGUUGACCAAUCAGAGGAGGAAUAUUGAUUUUCUUGUUGUUGGCCUCGGUUUCACAUUCCGGCAUUUCAGCCUCAUCGUUAGCAGGAGUCAAAAUGAGUCUAGGUUUGACAUUAAGAGAAUUGCUCGCAUUAACAGAAUCUGCCGCACCGAACGCGACUAAAUGGGGCGAAAUCGAUAAGGUAUUACGUCUGCUGUAUGAACGUUACACGCGCGUUCAAGAUGAACAACUGCGUCGGUUGGAGGAAUUAGAGAGGGACCGCAUACUUAAACUGACAGCGGACAGUAUGUUGACACGUUCAGACUCAUCAACGCGUGCUAAACCGCGUGCAUACAAAGCAAAAAUUCAUACCGGGCAACUAACAAAGCUCACCUGGAUGGAAAGGCAAAAGCCUGGCUAUGAUCCGCCACCAGAAAAUGCCCGCAAACGAAAGAUAACGGAUAGUGGAAGAACCGGAAGCCCCGAUGUCACAGACAGUAAACGCAAAACAAGAGUGGAUCAAGCUGAACAGCCAACAAAGAUAGCUAAAGUUGAUCAGGAGGCAUAUUUACAUCUACCGUUGUGGAUGGUGCGCAAUCCUACGGAAGAAAUGCGAGCAUUUUUACAAACACAAGAUUGUUCGCGUUUGUAUCAACUUGGACCCCCACUGGUUUUUCAUUGAAAUGAGCUGGAAAACUCUCGGCUAACUGCCGAACGUGGAUCAAACUCAGCCUUGUACGCUGUAGAUCAAGCAGAAAGUAACUUAAAGUGCGGUUGUUACAAUUCUACAUCAUGCUGAAUCAUUUACUGAAUAUUUAAUUAUCUUUUCGAGCGACAUGUAAAUGAUAUACGAAACGUCGUCUGUCAUUGUACAUUCGAAAUCUUACAGGCAAUCUUUUACAAGAUUACACCAACUUUCGCACGC
This is a messenger RNA of Dicrocoelium dendriticum, 928 nucleotides long. The record is from the annotation of a GenBank genome assembly. Lineage: Eukaryota; Metazoa; Platyhelminthes; Trematoda; Plagiorchiida; Dicrocoeliidae.